AUGAAUUUUCGAGACGUUUUUAAAAACUGCUCUAUUGAGCCUACCUGUUGUUUAUUAUUCAACACUUUCGGAUUGGUUUCAGAGGUGAAAUACUAUAUUGACACUAAGUUUAAUAUGGGUUUCAAUGUUGAUUCUGAUAUAUUAAUUGUACGAGACUGGAAGGUGCAUUGCACGAUAAAGAAUCAUUGCUCGAUAAUACCCUCUAAUAAGCGUAAAAAGACUGUGAUAAAGAGUUUGAGCGGACAUUCUACUCAAGCCCUCAUGAGGCAAUUAAUUACUCAGAUAGUUUAUUACAGGAUAACUACAGAGGUACUUACAGAUGCACCCAAUGCAUUUCUAGUGGAAACAACCGUUAAUUAUUUUGAGAAAUAA
Debaryomyces tyrocola is the source of this 372-nucleotide messenger RNA. Lineage: Eukaryota; Fungi; Ascomycota; Pichiomycetes; Serinales; Debaryomycetaceae. The record is from the annotation of a GenBank genome assembly.